Anopheles nili is the source of this 4597-nucleotide messenger RNA. RefSeq lists its product as uncharacterized. NCBI's taxonomy places the organism in Eukaryota, Metazoa, Arthropoda, Insecta, Diptera, Culicidae. The transcript is spliced from 7 exons. Bases 146 to 3451 code for a protein of 1101 amino acids. The record is from RefSeq and is a predicted model, not a curated record. Gene Ontology annotation, biological process: nucleobase-containing compound metabolic process. Gene Ontology annotation, molecular function: nucleic acid binding; 3'-5' exonuclease activity.
GCAUCGGUGGUACUCCUCGUGUUUGGUAGUGUUUGGCAGCGAACAACCGGUCUGAGGUUAGGAUAAUCCGUUGUGCAGCAGGAUAAGACUGCAACUGCUGCAUCAGGACUCCCACCCAACCACACAUAUCCCUAUCAGCAAGGAGAUGGAGUCGAUGGAGUACGAGGAGGCGCGCAACAUGACGCUGCUGUUCUUUCUCGAGCGAUUGCUGGAUCGAGGCGAACCGCGGACCCUUCACGAUCUGUCCUGCCAGUUUGGGGCCCGUGGUUUCACAAAGGAAAUGCGUCAGAUUGCGGGAGGAAGCCAAUCAGGAUUGAAGAAAUUUCUCGCCCAAUAUCCGGCCCUGUUCGAGAUAAACGGCGAUUUCGUGCACAUCAACUCGUACCAAUCGAGCAGCCCGGAUGACUCGUCCGUAUCGGGCAAGCGGGACUACAUCAAGGAAGCGAAGGACUACUUCAAACACAAGCUGCUCCAGUACGGCAAGGGCACGGAAGUACCGAUCCGCAGCCUGCUCGGGCACCGCAGCCAAGCAUCACCGCAAGUGCGCCACAUUUCCGGUCAGCACAUCCGCGAAUUCACCGAGUUCCUGCUGAAACACCCGGACACCUUUCAGGUGAUCGAGAACGAAAACGUGGUGCUGGUCGGUUGCGAGGACGAGGAAGAAGUACCGGCUUCCGAGCGAUUGCACCUACCAAACUCAACGAUCGACACGCAGGCCACGCAACAGCUGCUCGACUCGUUCGCGCAGGUGAUCGAAAUUAAGGGCCCCAUCCUGGUCGAUCAGCUGUUCCACAUGGUCACGUCGAACUUCCCGCAGGAGCAGUGGUUCCACAUGUUCAAGAACCCGAGCGAUCUGAAGACGUUCCUGAAGCUGUUCUCCGACUGCUUCCACAUCCAGGCGAAUCUAGUCACGCUGCUGCAGAAACCGAAGCUCUCCGAUGCGCACAUCCGCCAGGCGCAGGACAAGCUGAACCUCUCGAACAACACGUUCGGUGGGGGUGGCAGCAACAGCAGCACCCACAGUAGCUAUAGUUUAGGCAACACCGCCGGAAGUCCGCAGCACAGUUUGCAAACGUUCGGUGGCAGCGGUAGCAUUGGGUUUGGGAGCGCUAAUGGGAGUAGCAAUACGAGCCGGACGGCAUCACCUAAGAACAUGAUUGGAGAUUUCAAACUGAACGAACCGGUGUCGGUGGGGUUGGUCGGAAGUUCUCCGGGUGUGGCCAACAACACCGGUUCGCUGGCGGUGGUGGUUGGCGGCAGCAGCAAGAGUGAACCGAACAGUGGCUUCGAUAGUUUGCUCAUAACGAACGAUUUCAAGAUGGAGAGUUUGUGCCCCCGGAAUUGUCCGACGGUGACGAGUUACGGUAAACCGGCGUUGUUACCGACACGAGCGGCCAUGAACGAUGCGGGAACGAACACGACGGUGUCCUCGGGGGGUGGUGGAAAUGUGCAGGAAUCUCCAAACACCGCCGGUCGUGGAGGUGUGAACGAUCGCAUCGCUAAUCAUCAACAGCAGCAGCAGCAGCAGCAGCAACAGCAGAUCCCAACGCAAAAGGACCCCAAAAACCAAACGCUGAAACAACGCAUCAACAGUCUCGUGAUUAAAACGCUCGCCGAAAACCUGGAGAAGGACAAACACUCGAUGGGUGCGAUACAGCAGCAGCAGCAACAGCAGACGACGACGACGGUGACGACACCAACCGGGGGUCAACAUAGCGUUACGUUGGCCACAACCGUUGGAACCGGCAGUGGACAAACGGGUGCAAUGUCACCGACACCACCGGUGACGGGAGGAACCGCAAAUCCGGUGCAUUCGAGCAACUACUUCAUCGGGGACACGUGGAAGAUUAAGGUGCUGCAGAACACGCGGGUCAUCUCGACCGUCAAGGAAUCGCUGUUCGUCACCAGCGCCAUCCUGAAGUCGGCCCUCGAGGAGCAAGCGAUCGUGUCGUUUGAUUGCGAGGGCAUUAAUCUGGGCGUACGGGGACAGAUCACGAUGGUGCAGUUGGGCACGACGCGAGGUGAAGCGUUCAUCUUCGAUAUUGCAACCUGCCCGGAUAUGGUGGUUGAGGGCGGAUUGAAGGAGAUCCUCGAGUCGGAGAAGGUGAUCAAGGUGAUACACGAUUGCCGGAAUGAUUCGGUCAAUCUGUUCAACCAGUUCCAGAUCCUGCUGCGAAACGUCUUCGACACGCAGUCCGCACAUGCCGUACUGCAGUUCCAGGACCAGGGCAAGCAGGUGUACAAGGUGAAGAAUGUAUCCCUCAAUACAUUAUGCGAGAUGUAUAAUGCAACCGUGAAUCCGAUGAAGGACCAGCUGAAGAACGUUUAUCGGCGGGACCAGAAGUACUGGGCUCGAAGGCCAUUGACACGGGAUAUGCUACUGUACGCUGCUGGCGACGUGCUGAUUCUGAUCAACGAGCAGCUGUACCUCAACAUGGCAACAUCCAUCAAGCCAGAAUACCGCGAGUUGCUGUCCGAGCUGUGCACUGAGCAGAUUUUGAUGUUAAUCCGCCCAGUGGACGUGAAGAUGCGGAAGAAGCAACGGAAGGUGCGGUCGGAAAUACAGGACCUGAAGGUGAAGCUGAAAUCGGCCAGCAAAAACAUCGUCCUAAGCAACAGAGAAAUCCGACUGUUGAGGUACAUGGAUCUGACGGAGGAGGAAAAGGAAAAGCUGCGGGUGUCGUACAAGGUGGCCAAAAAGCUCGACAAGCUGGAGAACUACGAUCGCGAUCGGUGUGAUCAGAGCGACUCGGACGAUGAAUGUGAUGUGACCGAACAGGACUACCAAAGUAUGGACAGUGUGCCGUCGGAUAAUUCCCUCCCUGGGACGGGAACGGGAACCGCUGGUAGUGGUACGUUCUCACCGAAACACUCCGAGCCGCCGAGUUUGACCGAGUCGAUGCAGCUGAUGGACGAGAUCCUGUCCAACACGACGAUGGAUCGGAUGGCAAAGAUCGAUAAGCUGGAAGCGAUCCUUUCUGCCGCUACGCUACUGCCGAACGAUCAGUCCUUUGCUGACACAAUGUCCAGCUUCAAUGCCAAUACGAUCGUAGUCACUAACGACAAUAUUCUACAGCCGGCAAAGGAAAAGGAUGCCAACAAAAGCCGGAUCAGCAAACCAAGCUCGAAAAUUGCGGCACGCCUGCAGCAUUCGAUCACUCCACCACCACCGCUAGCAUCAUCCGGUCACGGCCAUUACCACCAGCCAAUCUCGGUGCCACCGAAAGAGAUGAAGGAAGCCGCCUGCCAGACGCUCAGUACGGGCGACAUUGUGAUUACGAAGAUAUUCUUCAAGGAGGACCAAGACAAGAAAGCUCAACCGGACAAGGGCGCCGGACUCGCUGCCACACCGGCCAGUGAACUGCUCAAAAAGAACGGAACCACCGCCGGCAGCGGCGGGGACAUGCUGAUGGCCAACGCCGGUCAACAGCCGCAGGCGCAAAGUGCCUGAAAAACCAUGCAAAGUUCGUAACGUCACCGUAGAGAUUGUUUUUACCCCUUUGUGCCGGGUUUCAGAAAUGUUUGGCAGUGUGUUUUCAUCAUCCGCGGCGCGGCUCACAGGAUCACACUCUGCGCGCCCGAGAGAUUGAUAUAAUGCACGCCUAGCAGACAUUACCACACUGCGUACUGAAAGAGAGGUUUCGCUGGCGCGUGCAAAGAUAGGCGCAUCUGCACGGUCAGGUUUUGAUAAUCGAACGAAGAUGAAGCAAUAAUUUAUCCGUUAAUUUAUUAGAUCCAUAGGAUUGACGCUGAGGAAUAGAUACGGCUACAGUUUUCCCUCUUUACCCUGCAUAGACUCAAUCACACGCAACACGCGUGUGUGUGGCGUUAACAUAUAUACAUAUUUUUUAUUCAAUAUAUUUAUAUACCAACGAUAACGAAGAUAUAGCUCCCUGUGAGUGAGAAUAAGGACGUUAGCGUUUCCACUGGCAGAGUCUGCCAAUCGAAUUCCCCAUAGUUUGGGAAAUUGUGUGAUGGAUUUAAGAGUGUGUGUUGUUCGUUGUUAUGUUGCUUGAGUAAAGAAAGAGAGAGAGAGAGAAAGAGAGAGAGAGAGAGAGAGAGAGAGAGAGAGAGAGAGAGAGAGAGUGAAGUUGAAAGUUAGACGAGACACAAAAUGCGAGUGAUUUGUUGCGAUUAUCAGGAUGUUGCGAAUUAUGAAGCGAUUCCGUAUAGGAUUUGGUUUUCGCUUAGUGGAACUCCAACGGUGAAGUUAAUGUUUAAUUAUUAUGUACCACAGCAUAUAUUACAUACUCACACACACAUACACGAAGUGUGUCCCGGAAUUGUUCCGAACAGCAGGCUAUGCUAAUAUUAAGGAGCAGGAAAACAGCCUGCUGUGUUGCGAGUGUGUCUGGUUGGAAUUCAACGAGCCUUUGAUAGUUAACAAACACGUAACAUACACACACACACUUAAGGCAUACUUAAUGAGUAGCAUAAAUAUUGCAAGCAUAUAUCAAAUCUAACUAUCGAAGAAAGGAUUCCCUUUGGAGAUAGCUGAGCUUAGACGCCAACGCAUACUCAAUAACAACCAAUAUUUAUACCCUUUCAAAUGCAUAUAUAUAUCAAUUAUACACGUUAAACCGCCGAUCACGCAGUA